This is a messenger RNA of Schizosaccharomyces japonicus yFS275, 4720 nucleotides long. Its product is annotated as RNB-like protein. Gene Ontology annotation, molecular function: RNA binding; RNA nuclease activity. The record is from RefSeq and is a predicted model, not a curated record. The coding region runs from base 40 to 3360 and encodes 1106 amino acids. NCBI's taxonomy places the organism in Eukaryota, Fungi, Ascomycota, Schizosaccharomycetes, Schizosaccharomycetales, Schizosaccharomycetaceae. The transcript has a single exon. Gene Ontology annotation, cellular component: cytoplasm.
UUCUGUUAUCCCGGUGAUCUCGGUGUCUCGACCGAGCCUAUGCUCUACCACCGUUCACGUUGCCCGAAACCUUGUCCUUCACCAACUACUAAAGCAGCUUCAUGCGCCAUGGACGAAGAGCCAGCGCAAGCUCCUUCUUCGCGGAUUCCCUCUCAUUUCCCCAAUAAGCAACCAUCGAUCCCUUCUCUAAAACCGUUGACAAAUCUUCAAUCGAGUUCGACGUCUUCGGGUGGUUCGUCGAUGAAAACAUGGCUGCCUCCCAUUGAUGCGAACUCCUCUUCAUGGCUUUCACUGCAACAGCACCAGCAGACGCUUCGUCACUCUGGACUGCUUCCCGCGGUCGAAUCCUCAUUUGUAAAUGGCCACCGUCGAAGUGCUAGUACGGGAAUUGCUCUUCCUCCAUCAAAACAUGCUUCAUCGCACUCUCUUAGCGGCAUAGGAAACAUCUCUGCAGCAUCUCCAUCACUUCAGGUGCCUUCAUAUAAGUCUUACUUUGAAAAUGGUCCCUUUAUGCCGUCAAAUGGCUCGACAGCCAAUUCACCGUCUUCGUAUGUUGGUGCUGUCUCCUCUUCGUCCGGCAUGGUGCUCUCACAUCCUCCUUCCAUAUCCUCCGGCUCUCCUCAACAAGGCUCUGCUCCAAACGUCCCGAUGAAUUAUUCUGGCGCCUCUAAUGGGAGAAACUCUCUUUCAUUUUCCAACUCACCUUCUGUUGGCGUCUCCAGACAUGCUAAAAGUCAUAGUAUCGCGUCUCUCCCGAACCCAUCGGGUUCUCCUAUGUACCCUCCAUCUCUCGUUCGUAACCAAAGAGGUUCUCGCAAUUUUGAUGCCCCAUGGCGCCCUCCCAAUUCUCAGAGCGGUGUAUUCACUCCUCCUGCCAGCGCUUUCCGUCCUCCACACGCUGGUCAUAGGCAUCGUUGUUCAACAGGCAGUCUUAUUGUGCCGAAGAGACCUGCGACUUCUUCUGCCACUUCGCCCGCGAAUUCGCGAAAGAACCUCUUUACACCCUACCUUCCCCAGUCCUCUGUACCUGCUCUUAUUGCUGAGCAUCGUUUGGUCACUGGUGUGCUCACGGUUAGCAAGAAAAACAGAUCCGAUGCAUUUGUUAGUGUAGACGGUUUGGAUGCCGAUGUGUUCAUCUGUGGUUCAAAGGAUCGUAACCGUGCGCUGGAGGGCGACGUGGUUGCAGUAGAACUGCUCGAUGUAAAUGAGGUUUGGGCUGGCAAACUUGAGAAAGAGGAAAACCGCCGCCGUAAAGAUGGUUUGGCUAGUGCGAAUGACGGUUCCAUGAACUCUCCUUAUUCCCCCAAAGCACAAUCGGUUCCUCACCGUUCUGCUAUUAAGGCUAAGGAUGAUGAGCAGGUUGAGGGUCAGACUUUAUUUUUGUUGGAUCAGAAACAGUUGGGUAUCGACGAAAAGCCCUAUCACGCAGGUCACAUUGUUGCUGUUCUUCAACGUGCUCCUGGUCAGGUCUUUUCUGGUGUAUUAGGUAUUCUUCGUCCCAGCAGUGCUGCUACCAAAGAACGCCAAGUCAGCAACGGUAAUGCAGCCCAGUCAUCUGCUAACGAACGCCCCAAAAUUGUUUGGUUCAAGCCUUCUGAUAAGCGUGUACCUCUUAUUGCUAUUCCUACAGAACAGGCACCAGACGAUUUCAUUGAGCGUGACCAUGAAUACUCUCAACAAUUGUUUCUUGCCUCCAUCAAACGCUGGCCCGUCACUUCUCUUCACCCAUUCGGUAUGCUUGUUGGCCAAUUGGGGCCCAUGGGCUCCUUGAAGGCUCAAGUGGAAGCCUUGUUGCGCGAUAUGGGUGUUAAUUGUGACCCCAUUGAGAACUCGACUUCAGCAGCUGCGGCCAUUGCUACCGCCAAAGAAUUGAAUCCUUCCAUCGCCGAACGCUGUGACGAAGACAUCUUUCUUCUUACUGUCGAUGAUGCGUUUGUCGAGCCCGAGUCCAAAUCCGAAGCUUCGAAGACCAAUGCAUCAGACGACAAGCCCUACAUCGCCUCGCCCGUUUCGUCGGCUUUCCAUGUCCGCGAGACGGAAGAGGGAUUCCAUGUUGGUGUUCAUGUUACUGAUGUUUCUCGUGCUGUCGAUCCAGGAACGGCUCUGGAUCGUGAGCUUCAACGUCGUGGCAGUGCGGUUCAUUUGUGUCAGCGGGUCCUUCCUCUAUUCCCUCCAGAACUUUUGAAGUUCCUGUCGUUUAAAAAGGACACUGAAAGUCAUGCCAUCAGUGUUCUCUUAGACAUUUCCCACACCGGAAGAGUCUUGAAAACAACCAUUAAGCGAACGAUAAUUUGUCCCAAACAUACCUAUAGUAUUAACGAGGCAGCUUCGUUGUUAGAAAAAGAUGAACGCUUGCGUUUGAUGAAGACAGUCUCGUUGAGCCUGCGCUCUUACUUCUUUGGCACGACACUUCCUCUAGACCGUGUAUGUCGGUUGGCUACACGUUGGGAUGAAGAAAAUGUCUUCGUGAAUGCUAGACACACCAAUCUGUUUGAACCGAAUAACAUGGUUGUUAUCCGGGACAUGCUCGUUAAUGCCGCCAACCGUGCAGUCGCCUCACAAUUGGAGAUGCAUUUUAAGAAAAAUGCACUUUUGCGUGUUCAAAGAUUGCCCUCGCGGGAGAACUGCCGUUUGCUUCAGCGGAUGGCUAUCCAAAUGGGUUCAGUUUUGGAUAUGUCAUCUUCGAAGUCUGUGUUGCGUUCUUUGCUGCUGAUUGAAGAUCCUAAUGUGCGCAACAUUUUACAAUUGUUUUACUACAAGGUCAUGCCUCGUACAGUGUAUGGUAUUAGAGGUGUGAUGGAAGCAAACAUUCACGCUGCUAUGCGUGGAAUCUCUAUGAUGAGUCUCAAUGAAGAACCUGUCGAAGAGGACAAUGCACUGCUUACUCAUUUUGCCGCUCCUUUGGAGCGAUACGCAGACAUCAUUGUUCACUUCCAACUCGAUCUCAUGCUCAAGAAUGAAAAUAUUCCAGAACGCCGUCUUCGUGUCUGGGCGCAAGCUUCCAACGAAGCUGGUCGACGCUUGUUGGUCAGUAAGUUUGCACAGGAGUCGAGUAUUCAUUUGCAACUGUUCAGCAAGUGGGACGCAAACAACGCGUGGUUUGAUGGCAUUGUUUGCUUUGUCUCGAACGCCUACUUUGACGUUUUCUUCCCCAAAUUGGGCAUGGAGAAGCGUGUUCAUCUUGAUCUUUUGGGUCUUUCCCAAGUUCGUUUCGAUGACAACCAGUGCGUUUUGUCGCUGCAGGAGCAGAAUGGUCAUUGGCGCACUGUGAAGCUUUUGACCCCAGUGCGGGUGCGCUUGUUCGCAUUGCUUUCAACGCCUCCCCUGAUUAAUGUAAAAUCUGUUUCGUUUAAUGUUUAAACCUGUUUUGGUUCAUCUUCGGGCUCCAAGAGCAAUCUUCUACAAGAGGUGUCGACUUGUUUCUGUGGAAGCGCGUCGACUUUGUUCGCGCAUUGAUUCAAGCGUGCGAUUUUCAUGUUGUACAGAGAAUUGAUUGCCUACACCUACGUCCAUGCUUUCCUUUUCCCUUGCUUUGUGCUCACUAUGCACUCAUGAUGUUCAUCCAUAUAAACAAGCCAAUAUAUUGUGACUCUUUGAGAAACGGUUUGACGCAUCUGCUUUCAUUCUUUCCGAGGCCGCCUUCAUUAUUACCAAAAAAAAAACAAGAAAAAGAAAAAAAAACAAUAAAGCAAACAGAGUCCUCAUCAUUGCUCAAUGAGUGGAGUAUAUCAUUGACAGACACUGUAUGCUCUUUACAUGCUCUCGUUCAUUGUCGUCCUCACGUCCACUGUUUUUUUCAUACACUCACAAAUCAUUCCGCACAUGCAUGACUCAGUCUAUGUUGACUGUGCGUUCGACACACGGUCUCCUUUCACUCGCUUUUCCUUGGUCGCUGUUGCCCGGGUACUGUUACAUUCGGUGCAGUGCUUUUUGCCAGUAUCAUUCCUAUCAUUGUUUCACUCCCUUUUUGGGAACGCUACGUUCCAAGCGUUCGUCAUUCCGUAUAUUUGCACCUGAAAUUCUUUAAUGGCGGUGACUCCCUGAGUUGCUGUUAAUAUUGUUGUAUGUUUGAGUUAUUGUUUGGAACUGUCGUUGAUGGAUAUGCUUUUGGAGUUGCUAUGACCUUUCUUGUUACCUUUUCUUCCAUUUGUCGUUGGUUUUCCAACUAAAAUACACAUUUAAAAACGGCACCCUUCGUGUUCUAUGCUCCAAUGUUGCAGCUGUGACUUACACUCUUUAGUGUGGAAUUCUUUUUAUGGAAGCUUUCUGUUCUAUAUAUUUUUUUUUACAGUUGUAUCGCUAGAGCUACCUGUGUGUUGUCUUUUCAUACUUUGUGGGAUGGUAAAGAUUGCUCACCUAUUUUACGAUUGUUUGAUGCUGUUCAUAUACGCGACUAGCCGUUGCGGGUUUUGCAAGGGUUUUCUUAUUGCGUAGAUGAAUGAAUGCUGCUAUGAACAAGAAGAAAAGGUCUAAUAUGUGCAGGAACUUGAUGUAUUUUCGAGGGCAAAAGCCAAUAGGCAAGUUGUUUUUGUUCUUUUUCAUUCCAGUUCGUUUGUUACUUGUUUCUUUUCUUUUUUUUUCUGCCGGGCGUUUCUCUUUCUAGACUAUCAAUGCAUGGAAAUGCUUCUUGUUUGUUUUUGGUAGUUUUGUUUUUUAUUACUAUUGUUCCUGUUGCCUGUAACUAGUUUUGUUUUUUGUUUUUUUUUUAGUUAUGUAAGGA